GAGGGAAACUUCGCUAGAUAUUUGCUUUGAGUUUAACUCGAAUUUUCAAUUAUAAGGCGUUGGUUUUAGAGAUCAGCACCCGUCUUCACGGAUCAGAGGUUUCUGUACAGUUUAGUGGCCCACAAGUCAUGUCUGGUAUAGCGUUAAGUCGUCUCGCACAAGAACGAAAGGCUUGGCGGAAAGACCAUCCUUUUGGUUUUGUAGCUGUACCAACAAAAAACCCAGAUGGAACUAUGAACUUGAUGAAUUGGGAGUGUGCCAUUCCUGGAAAAAAGGGGACGCCGUGGGAGGGAGGCUUGUUCAAACUUCGGAUGCUCUUCAAGGACGACUAUCCUUCCUCUCCGCCAAAGUGUAAAUUUGAGCCUCCUUUGUUCCACCCAAAUGUAUAUCCGUCUGGUACUGUAUGCCUGUCUAUUUUAGAGGAAGACAAAGACUGGAGGCCUGCCAUUACAAUCAAGCAGAUCUUGCUAGGAAUUCAAGAACUCCUUAACGAACCAAAUAUCCAGGACCCCGCACAGGCCGAGGCGUACACAAUUUACUGCCAAAACAGAGUGGAAUAUGAAAAAAGGGUCAGAGCACAAGCCAAAAAGUUCUCGCCGUAAACAUCAAGAUUUUCCGCUGUAAUGGGAAUGGGUUUUGACCAGGUCUCCUCACCCCCGUUACUUCCUCUUUACAAAUCAUAGUCACUUCAUACUAAUUUCCUGCUGGGCUCAAAGAAAUGAAUGUUGUGCCAUUGUUGAUCCACUGAUUCUCAUCCUAACGAACUCUCUUUGGAGUUUUAAAUUUGGCCUUUUGUAGAAUUUGCUGUGUAAAUCCACAGCAACUGAGCAUUACGCUAGACCGUGGGAGGGUUUUUUUUUAGCGGGGGGGUACUUGGUAAAAGUGCUUAACAAAAAGGCACAAUUAACGACAUCCACAUACAGAAGUUAUAUUCCACAGACAAAGAGGUAUGAGCCUAAAACUGCUUACAUUUCACUUGAUCUUUGUUUGUUUUUUUCUUUCAAACUGGCCUCCUUAGUCUCUUUAAUGGUUUUAAUGGUUUAAAACUUGCUAUUAUUGUCAGUAUUUCCACUGCUGUAAAAUGAUACUUUUAUACUUUCUUUACUUUAAAUUAGUGUCUUUAGAAAGAUUUCCAUUCCUGAUGCAGGCACUGUACUAAGCAUGUACCAUUCAGUAUGCUAGCGUUGUGCUGCCUCGGUCGUCUGUGUACCGCAAAAAAUGACUUUAGUAAAAAGGCCUCUGAAUCAAAUGGAUGGCAAAUUAGUUAAGCGCUGCAUCAGUCUCUUUGUGUUUAUAUGGUGUUUUGUUCAUGUAAGUGUAUAGAGUAAAUAAAAAUGUUUAUACAAAGCCA
Triplophysa rosa is the source of this 1351-nucleotide messenger RNA. RefSeq names its product ubiquitin-conjugating enzyme E2Ia (gene ube2ia). The record is from RefSeq and is a predicted model, not a curated record. Gene Ontology annotation, molecular function: SUMO conjugating enzyme activity. NCBI's taxonomy places the organism in Eukaryota, Metazoa, Chordata, Actinopteri, Cypriniformes, Nemacheilidae. Gene Ontology annotation, biological process: protein sumoylation. The transcript has 7 exons. The coding region runs from base 129 to 602 and encodes 157 amino acids. Gene Ontology annotation, cellular component: nucleus.